AUGGCUAGAAAAUUAUCUACAAAUGAAAGACCAAUGAAAAAUAAAUGGAAAGUGACACUUUUUUUUUGCCAUUUGCUUCUCUUCUUGUCCUUCUUCGUGCCGCUUCGAUCGAGCUAUUCUCUUUCCUUCAACAUUUCUCGGUUCGACGGCAAGGUCACAAAUAUGGUCUAUGAAGGUGACGCGAGGCCGAAUGGCGGGACCGGGACCGUCGACUUCACUAGUGCUACUUACUACUGCCAUGUUGGCCGGGCAUUUUACACACAGAAGCUGCGGCUCUGGGACUCCGCCACCAGGAGACUCACCGACUUCUCCACUCGCUUCUCCUUCACCAUCGACACGUGGAACCGGUCGUUGGAGUAUGGGGCCGGCUUGGCCUUCUUCCUUGCCCCGGUCGGGUUCCAAAUCCCAGUCAAUUCAGUCGGUGGCUUCUUAGGCCUGUUCAACACCACAUACAGUGACUCGUCUUUGAACCGAAUUGUCGCGGUCGAGUUUGACCCCUGCGCCAAUUCCGAUUGGGAUCCUCCAUAUGAGCACGUUGGGAUCAACAUAAACUCGAUCGCCUCGGUCGUGACCACCCCUUGGAACGCCAGCUUCCACAGCGCCGACAGCGCUGAUGCAUGGAUUGUGUACAACUCCACGACCAAGAACUUGAGCGUUUCUUGGAGCUACCAGACCACGUCAAACCCAAACGAGAGCACAAGUAUUUCGUAUCAGAUUGAUCUCACCACUGUCUUGCCCGAGGAGGUGAUGAUCGGUUUCUCAGCCGCGACUGGCUAUUACAUGGAACGUCACCAACUUGAGUCUUGGUCCUUCAGUUCAAAUCUCGAAUUCGAGGAACAGCAUAGAAAUGCAAAAAGGACCAAGUUGGUUGUCGGUGUAGCAGUUCCUCCUGGGGUCCUACUCUGCGGCAUCGUGGUGAUAUCGGCAAUCCUCAGGAGGAGGAAGAGGAGGAGCGAGGGAUCGGAGACGGCAAACUUGAUGUCCAUAAACGGCGAGCUUGAGAGAGGCGCCGGGCCACGGAGAUUUACGUAUGCGGACCUCGUUUCUGCUACCAACAACUUUGACGAGGAGAGGAAGCUGGGCCAGGGCGGGUUCGGGGCGGUCUACAAGGGAUAUCUGGUUGGGCUGGAUGCGGCAGUCGCGGUGAAGCGGAUAUCGAGAGGUUCAAAACAAGGGAAGAAGGAAUUCAUCACAGAGGUGAAGGUGAUCAGCAGCUUGAGGCACAGAAAUUUGGUGCAGCUUAUAGGUUGGUGCCACGAGGCGAACGAGUUCAUGCUCGUCUAUGAGCUCAUGCCGAACGGUAGCCUCGAUAGGCACCUCUUCGGCAAGAAGCGCAUUCUAGGUUGGGCUGCCCGGCUCAAGAUUUCGGUUGGGCUCGCCUCCGCGAUCCUCUAUCUCCAUGAGGAGUGGGAGCAGUGCGUGGUGCACCGGGACAUCAAGUCGAGCAACGUGAUGCUAGACUCGGGGUUCAACGUCAAGCUCGGAGACUUUGGGCUGGCCCGCCUCAUGGACCACGAGCUCGGGCCACAGACUACUGGGCUGGCUGGCACAUUCGGGUACUUGGCUCCGGAGUACGUGAGCACAGGGCGGGCAAGCAAGGAGUCUGAUGUGUACAGCUUCGGGGUGGUCGCCAUCGAGAUUGCUACGGGACGGAGAGCCGUUGAUCCGAUGGAGCAAUCCUCGCAUGUGAGUUUGGUGGGGUGGGUGUGGGACCUUUACGGGAGAGGUCAGGUUAUUGAGGCCAUGGAUGAUAAACUCCAAGUGGAUUUCGACCAAAAUCAAGUGGAGCGCUUGUUGGUUGUGGGCUUGUGGUGUGCUCAUCCCGACCGGAGCCUGAGGCCCACCGUAAGGCAGGUGAUUCAAGUCCUCAAUUUCGAGGCUGCGGUCCCGGUUCUUCCUAAUAAGUUGCCGGUCGCAGUGUACAACACGCCGUUGCCACCGUCCGUUUGUUCCGGCGAGCCUUUCAUCACUAAUAGCAUCGAAGAGGGUCGUUGA
This is a messenger RNA of Eucalyptus grandis, 1995 nucleotides long. RefSeq names its product L-type lectin-domain containing receptor kinase IX.1. Bases 1 to 1995 code for a protein of 664 amino acids. Gene Ontology annotation, cellular component: plasma membrane. Gene Ontology annotation, biological process: protein phosphorylation. The record is from RefSeq and is a predicted model, not a curated record. Gene Ontology annotation, molecular function: carbohydrate binding; ATP binding; protein kinase activity. NCBI's taxonomy places the organism in Eukaryota, Viridiplantae, Streptophyta, Magnoliopsida, Myrtales, Myrtaceae. The transcript is spliced from 2 exons.